Messenger RNA from Paramormyrops kingsleyae, 1801 nucleotides. RefSeq names its product insulin-like growth factor binding protein 1a (gene igfbp1a). Gene Ontology annotation, biological process: regulation of insulin-like growth factor receptor signaling pathway. Gene Ontology annotation, cellular component: extracellular region. Gene Ontology annotation, molecular function: insulin-like growth factor I binding; insulin-like growth factor II binding. The record is from RefSeq and is a predicted model, not a curated record. NCBI's taxonomy places the organism in Eukaryota, Metazoa, Chordata, Actinopteri, Osteoglossiformes, Mormyridae.
UGUUUUCUUUACUCUCCGUUUGUGAUGUGUGGAUUAUUUUUGAAAUUCUGGGUAGUGGCAGUGUCCUCUAUCCUUCUGGACCCAGCGCUGGGCUCGCCUGUGCUGGCACCGGAGCCCAUCCGUUGCGCUCCUUGUACGCCGGAGAAGGUGCUCGAAUGCCCGGCGGUGGCGCCCGGUUGCGAAGAGGUGCUCCCGGAACCGGGCUGCGGAUGCUGCUUCGCCUGCGCUCUGAAGAAAGGGGACUUUUGCGGGAUCUACACGGCGCAUUGUGGAUCUGGCUUACGAUGCACACCGAGACCCGGGGACCCAAGACCCCUUCAUUCUCUCACCCGCGGGCAAGCUGUCUGCACGGAGAUACCCGAAGCUGAGCAAAGCCAGCCCAUGGAUCAGGAUGACACUGACACCGAAGCAAGAAACAGCGCUGCGGCUCCCGAUCAUGGACCAGCCCUGUACCUCCCGGGGCACAAUAAGCCUUUUGAUCCAAGAGCUGCUGCGGACGCCCAGGAGAGUAUGAAAGCCAAGGUCAAUGUCAUUCGAAAGAAACUGACAGAGCAGGGCCCUUGCCACAUCGAACUGCAGAGAGCUUUGGAGAAGAUCGCCAAGUUCCAGCAGAACCCAGGGGACAAGCCCACCAGAUUUUACCUCCCCAACUGCGACAAGCACGGCUUCUACAAAGCCAAGCAGUGUGAGACGUCUUUGGAAGGCCGAAGAGGCCGGUGCUGGUGCGUGUCCUCCUGGAAUGGGAAGAGAAUCCUGGGCUCCAUCGACCCCCUGGCUGAAUCUGACUGCCAGCAGGAGCUUACCCACUGACAGCGCCGAGACCCGCGACCACUGACCCGCACACGCACAUCGUGUUGUCUUUUGAUACCUAUUUAUUUUGAUGUACAUUAUUUGAUUCAGGUACCCUGUCUGCGAUUGUUAACUGUGGUUGUCAACCCCACCCCUUCAGGAAAAAAAAAAUAUCUAUUUUUCUGCAAGGAAAAUGAGGGGAAAAAAAGAAUCUAAGUUUAUUUACGAUAUAGCUUUAUUUAUUUAAACUCUGUGUAUGCAUAUUGGUAUUGAAUAUUUGUAAUUAUUUUAAGAAUAUUUAUAUAAAUAUUAUGCCUUAUUUUUUGUAUCGAUGUAUAUAGCAAAAUAGUGUCAAUCUGCGUUCUAAAUAACUCCAUUACAGGGCUUACCUCAGCCGUCUCUUUCCCACUGUCCCUUUCUCCCACAAACCAGGACAAUGUUGAUGUAGUUCACGAACCGGCAUUUUCAUUCCCCGGGGAUUCCUUAAUCGUAAUUCUUAACCAUUUCGACCAUGUUUUCUCCUUUCUGUUGGAACAAAUGCGCUCACCCCGUGAAUAUGAGGUGCUUUAACCUUUAUAUACUUGUGGCAUUAAAGAGUCGAUGACAUCAGCCAUUUUCGUUACCUUGCGAACGGGUACUGAACCUACCUCUGUCACUUGUGCUCUGUUGACCCCCCAAACCCCCAAGAUGCGUCUGUUUUUACGUCUUAUGUUGCGUGCACGUUGCAGAUCACGCUGAACCUCGGUGGCUGCAAGAUCAAGACCGAGGCUUUCCGCUUUGCCGUAAACGCUGCUGUUGUCCCCGCUGUAUUUUUGUUAGUGUGCUCCGUUACCGAUCGAUUGACGACAGCUGCUAUGAUCUUGUUGUAAAGCAACUGCUCUAUCACUUGUAUGUACACUUUUAUAGUUUUUGACGUAUUGUUUUAUGUAAAUGAAUAUAUAAAUGUGUAUAUAUACAGGUAGCAUAUACAUACGCACGCACACACAUAAUUUAAUAAAUUACUUAUCCUCAA